AUGGCGAGACACACCAGGAACUCCAGCGAGCAGGGCUACAGUGGCCUCCAGACCGGCCUGGCGCCGUCUCCCAUGUACGCCCCGUCCCGCAUGCUCCCGGGAAACUACUACGACGUGCCCUCGUCCUCGUCCUCGUCCGCCAUGCCGAUUCCCCCGCCGCUCGCUACUCAACACCCUUCUCAGCAACAAGCCUACGGCCCGUACUCGACCAGCGCUCCGUCGCCUACUCUGCCCAUGCCCCCUUCCAUGGCCCAGCCGUCCCAGCACCGGCCCAGCUCGGGCGCCUGGAACCCGCAGGACGACCAGCAGCUGCUCCAGGCGCGCAUGCAGGGCCUCAACUGGAACCAGAUCAGGGACCAGUACUUCCAGUCCAAGACGCCCAACGCCUGCCGGAAGCGCCACGAGCGGCUGAUGGAGCGCCGGGGCGCCGACGACUGGGACGCCCGCAAGAUGCAGACGCUGGCCAAGGAGUACAUGAGCAUGCGCAAGGAGAUCUGGAGCGGCCUGGCUGCUCGAACCGGAGAGAAGUGGAGCGUUGUCGAGGCAAAGUGCAUGUCCAACGGCCUCAAGAACCUCCAGAGCGCCGCUCGCGCAGCCUCGCGCCGUGACCGUCUCGAGACGGGAGCUUCACUCACAGGGUAUGACGACGAUAGCGGCAUUUCCGGCAUCGGCCUGACCCCCGUUGAUGAACUAGACGCGUCCUACAGUAGCCCUGCUACAAGCUCCUCCGGCGCACACUCCUUUUCCAGCUCCGCCAGCUACCACCAGCAGCAGCAGCACCAAAGCCAACACCAUCAUCACCAGCAGCAGCAGCAGCAUCUACAGCCCCCUCACUCUCACUCCCACCUCCACCCUCAUUCCCAGCACCACCAUAGCUCCUACGGCAUGGCUGCUGCUCCCGUUUCAACGGCCAGCAUGAGCCACGGCUACGUGUCCCGCGGCGGCACCGGCACGAGCCAGGACAGCAGCCCUUACUUGGAUAGCCAGCGGCUGUCGACCGACAUGGGCAUCGAGUCUCUCGUUCACCGUCCCAACGGGGGCAAAUUCUAA
Molecule: messenger RNA, 1050 nt
Organism: Trichoderma reesei QM6a
Lineage: Eukaryota; Fungi; Ascomycota; Sordariomycetes; Hypocreales; Hypocreaceae
Exons: 3
Coding region: 1-1050 (349 amino acids)
Source: RefSeq, a predicted model, not a curated record